This is a messenger RNA of Siniperca chuatsi (mandarin fish), 12048 nucleotides long. RefSeq names its product rp1 like 1a (gene rp1l1a). The transcript has 8 exons. Gene Ontology annotation, cellular component: axoneme. Lineage: Eukaryota; Metazoa; Chordata; Actinopteri; Centrarchiformes; Sinipercidae. The record is from RefSeq and is a predicted model, not a curated record. Gene Ontology annotation, biological process: intracellular signal transduction; photoreceptor cell development; axoneme assembly. The coding region runs from base 1117 to 9732 and encodes 2871 amino acids.
UGCACAUAAAAGAUCAAUAGUAGCUUCUGGAAAUUAAUUUCUCUGUAGGUUCUUAAUGGUGGUUCUGCUAAAUUCCAGGUAAUUUUCAUAACAAAGCUGGUUAAAUGUGGACUCAGCUAUCUGAAUAAUGACUUUCCACAGGAUACAUGUUUCCAAAAAUUAUUAUAAAAAGGUCUAUAUAGCCAUCCCUCUCCCUCAAUACUGAACACUUGAAAGUACUAUGACUGACCCACUUCUUUACCCAACCUUAGGGUCAAUGGUCUGGAUUUGUUGGAUUAAAAAGUUGGAGAUUUUUGGAGAUUAUGAGGGUAGAACUCAGGAUCGUUCUUCUGAGUUUGAUUCCUCAUAUCUAAGAAGAAACACAUUAGAAAACUCUGACAUAUAUUAUACAUUUCUUAUCUUUUUAUUCUUACAGAAUCCUAUUUCAAUAUGAACAUUGCUCUUUCUGCACCUUGGAAACAGAAACCUUAGAACAUUUGUAUUUACAUGUAAUGCAAGUAUGCCUUUUUUGGACACUGGGCACUUUUCCACAUCUGGUUAUCUUUAAUCCUCCAUCUAAUGUAUCUGACUUUGGUUAGUCUAUUAUAGUAUUAUAAUCAUGGGCAAUUACCAUUAAAGGUGGCACCAAACCCUCAUACACUUUGUUUAGUGAUUGAUUUUGUAAAUUAUUUUAAAUCCCUAAAAUGCAUAACAAAUAGCUUAAGAACAAACUAACAUCUAAAAUCAUUACGUUAAUGUCUCAGUAUUUAGCCUAUUGUUUUAAAUGGGAGCUGAUCUGAUUUUAUGACGGUGUUAAUGAUGGUUGUAAAUGUUGAGCUAAUAGAUCCGUUACAAACGGAAAUGCACGUAUUAAUUUGAAAGCCUAAAUCAGUGUACUUCCGGUCUUUAAGCUGCUGAAUUGACGCAUAGCUGAACAUGCGCCUCAUAUCUACGAUCUCCGGGGGGAAACUGAACGCGCAGCGCUAUUCCGAUGAGUCUGACGGAGCGGUCCAUGCUCACUGACUUUAAUAUCUCACCAUCUAAAGUUGUUUUGUUUUUUCUGGAUCUAUAACUGGCCAUUGAUCUUCCAUCAUUGCUGUGGGUAUGCGUCCAUAAAGGUGUGUGUGAGAUUGCAGCAUGCAUUCGGUCCAGGCAGGGAUGUGGGACCCCCAGCCCCCGUCUAAACAUGCCUCACACCUCCCUACGCCAGCCCCGUCCAACUUACGCCUCGCCCAUGUGACCACAGCCACCCCGGCCAAGCGGAUCACCUUCUACAAAAGCGGCGACAGCCAGUUCGGGGGCGUCAAGAUGGCAGUCCACAAGCGCAGCUUCAAAUGCUUCGACGCCCUGCUGGACGACCUUUCCCAAAAGGUGCCUCUGCCAUUUGGCGUGCGGACUGUAACCACUCCCCGCGGCAUCCACGCCGUCAAACACCUAGAGCAGCUCCAGGAUGGCGGCUGCUACCUCUGCUCUGACCGUCGCCAGGCUAAGCCAGUCAACAUGGAGCUGGCGAGCAAACGCCCAAGCAUCUGGCACCAUCACAGCCGUAGGCCUCAGCGGCCCCAAACCUCGUCCACAACACCGCCUGGCCACAGGCAGCGACGGAUCCUGCUGGUGAAGAACAGCGAGCCUGGGAUGAGGAGGAGUGUGGUGCUAAGCAGGAGGUCGACACGGAGCCUGGUGGCCUUUCUUGAUGAGGUGUCCGAGGUGAUGCAGUUUCAUGUCCGCAAGCUCUACACUGCAGACGGACGCAGGAUCGACAGUGUGCAAAGCCUGAUGACUUGUCCUGGUGUGUUGGUGUGUGUUGGCCGGGAAGCCUUCAGCCCACUGCUGGUAAACUUUAUCAUGAAGAACUCAGAGGAAAAACUGCCCAGUCUGGGCAGCAGGUCCCCUGGUCUUGGCCCCAGGACUCCUGGAAAUGGAGCCCGAUCUCCUGCUACUCAAGGAGCAAGAUCCCCACCUCAUGGAGCUCAGUCCAGAACCAGCGAGUACAGUGAUGGGCAUGAAAGCAAGAAAAAUGUUAACUUUGGUCUGGAAACCAAAAAAAGCAUCAUCCACCCUCGUUCAGAUUCCUCAAACCGCUCCACCCGUUUCUCCUUGUCUUCAGAGAAGUCAUAUGGCAAUGGUGUCAACACCUACUCCCAGGCCAGACCGUCUAUUAUGAACGAGGACAUUGAAAAGCGUGUCCUGGUCAAUAAAGAUGGCAGCCUCUCAGUAGAGAUGAGGGUGCGUUUUCGCCUACACAAUGACGAGACUCUCCAGUGGUCUACACAAAUUAAAAAAUCCCCAUCUCUGACCAAUGAAUGUUGCCCCCUGAGCCAGGCCCAGCCCCAUUACCUGCAGCAGGGUCAAUCAGAGAGCUGCUCUGACCCGGAUUCCGCGUCCUUCGACCCAGAGUGUGUGGAUUAUUCCAACCAACCUCUGCAGCGUUCAUCAGAGGGGAACCGCUGCCCCUGCUGCUACCAGAGACAGGAACAGCAGUACGACUUGUGGGAAAACCCAGCACACAGCCACAAACAGCCUCCUGUCCCUCCCCCACUUACAUCCAGCCACACCCACACUAUGAUGAGACAUACACACUCUUCUAGCUCUUCUUCAUCAUGUAAUUCCAGAAGGGUGGUGCGCUGUCGAGCACAACUCUCCAACUGUGGAGGAGGCUCAGGUUCAGAGCAGAGUCACCUAGUCCAGGAGGAGAUGUGUAUGACGGAGCAGGUUGAGCGCAGAGUGGAGGUGGAGCAGGAUGGAGACACCCAUGUAGAGGUGUGCAGGGUGAGCCGAUGCUGCAGCCGCAGUGAAGUAGUUGCCAUGGAUAGCAACCUACGACCACUUAGCCGGAAGUCAGUAGAGGAUGAGCUACUGAUGGAGGAAGAGGGGGAGCGUCCGCUGUCUGCAGUCAGCACCUCCUCACAUGUUCUGCAAUCACUGAAAGAGGACCAGGAUGAUGACCUGCCACCCAGCGCCUCACAAUGCGGUCAUAGCAAUGAACCAUCCCCAACCUUCCAGACUCACCUGAAUGACAAACCAACAAGCAACUUCUUGGCCGGUUCCAACAACUCUACCGAACACAAGAAGCAUGAGGACGGGGAAGAGAGAGGAAGCAGGGCAGUAUCUGCAGCUUCUUCCUGUCACUGUGGAGCAGCCACCCCACAUUCAACAGCUGAAGCAGAGGAGAUCCAUCGUGCUCCCAGCUCCAUGCCCAAAAUGAGCAGAGGGUCUUGCAGGUCCAGCAAGGCCAAGAUCCCAAACUCAGAGGAAGAGGGAGCUGCAGAUGAUGAGGAUGAAGAGAUAAAGAGGGUUGUUAGUGGCUUGUCUGGUCACACAGAACUUUCAGCAGGCUCUUCAUCCAGUGUAUGUCCUAACUGUGGCGGCUGCAAACGUGGGGUCAACUCCGUUUCCAAUAGUAGAGCAUUACAGAGGUCCCAUCAUUCCCACCGAGCCUCUCCAAAGCCUGCCACACCUCUCUCCAACCAAGAGAAUGGCAAUAACAGCAGUGAUGAUGAUGGCUCAGAUGUUUCAGCUGUGUCAACACAAUCCAACAAGACCAACCUCACCAACCAUGGGCGCUUCUCUGCAAUAUCAAAUGUCCUGGACGGCAGAGCAUCUAGUGCCAUGUCCACAACGUCCAAUCCUGAGGCAAAAGGAAAAUGGGAAGAAAGGGCUCCUAGCGCCACAAGCCACAGGUCCAAUAGAUCACACAAGUCUGGCUGUAAUGAGGAGGAGGAGAGAAGCCCCAGUGCCAUGUCAGCUCAGUCCAACCUGUCUGCCAAGUCCAGCAAGUCUCACAAGUCCAAAUGCAGCGACACAGCUGAGGCUCCUGACAUCAAGACAAGACAGGUGGCUGAGGGAGAGAACGGUGUAGAGAGAGCACUUAGCUCCUUGUCAGCCAAAUCUGGUGCUUCGGCAAAGACCAGUGCUUCAGUCAAGUUAAGUAUUAAGGUUGCCUCCCCAACUGAUAAUACAGCUGUGGAAGAGAAUGACACAAACAAAAGAACUCCUAGUGUUCUUUCUGUUAAGUCUAAUGCUUCUGACAAACCUGGCGAAGCAGAAAGACCUGAUAGUGUCCUGUCUGCUAGAUCAGCUAAAUCAAAUGUAUCAGCAAAGUCCAGCACAUCACGCAGGUCCACUUGCAGUCAUUGUUUGAGAGCAGUAUCUCCAGGUGCUAAGGCAGCUGAUGAACCCGUUAUCGAAGCAACAGGACAGGAAGAAGGAAUGGAGGCAGAGGAGAGAGCAGUGAAUGCCAUGUCAGCCAAGUCCAAUCUGUCUGUCAAGUCUAAUAAAUCCCAUAAGUCCACCAAAGCUUCGGAAAGGUCACUUUCUCCCAGGUCAGAAACUGGACGAGAUGGAGAAGAAAGGACAGCGAGUCAAAUGUCUGGCAGAUCAGUUAAAUCUAAUAUGUCUGUUAAGUCUUCAAAGUCAUGCAAGUCCAACUGUAAUGGCAAUGAAAUUGCGGCAUCUGCAAGAUUAAGGGUAGCUGAGGAAAAAGAAAAUGAGAUGGUAGAAGAGGAAACACAGCAGAGGCCAGAGAGUGUAAUGUCUGCUAAAUUGGAAAAUGAGAGGGCAGCCAGUGCAGGGUCCUCUAAAUCUCAUGAGUCCAACUGUAAUGAGAACACAGGAGCAAAUUCUGAAAUAGGAGACAAUACAGGAGGCGGUGAAAAAGCUGAGGACCGGGCCGCCAGUGCUUUAUCUGGCAAAUCAGCUUCUUCUGCAAAGUCUCACCACCCAAAUUGUGACGCAAGUUCAAGAGUGGCUUCUCCAGCUAAAGACACAGCAAAGACAGAGGUGGACAGCAUGGAGGACAGAACCCCCAGUGCCAUAUCAGGGAAAUCACACACCUCUUCAAAGUCAAACUGCACUGCAGCAUCUCCAAAUCCAAAUGAAGCUGAUGUUCCUUCUAUUGAGACAAAUCGAGUAGAGAACCAAAAUGAAAAUCAAGAGCGGGUGUUCAGUGCCAUGUCUGUAAAGUCAAAAUCUUCAGUGAGGUCCAGAACUUCCCACAUAUCAAAUUCGAGCAAGAAUCUCAAAUCGGUGUCACCAAGUCCAAAUGUUGUCAUCAUUAAAAAAACAGAAAGGGUUGAUGAGGAAGAAAAUGAGACAACAGUGAGAGCACCAAGUGCUGCAUCAGCAAAAUCAGGGAAAUCUAAUGUUUCAUCUGCUUCCAAGUCCAAUCAUAAUAGAACAGCUGAUAUUGCUGUUAUUAAAACAGCAGAUGCAGAUGAAAAAGUUGUGAAAGACAAUGCACCAAGAAGUAAAUCUCCUGAACACUCUCAAGGCCAAAUGCUCUCACCCAGGAGGACAUGUUCCCCACGGACCCACUCACCCAAAGCUGCAUCGCCCAGUAGUCCUCAAUUGCCUGGCCCCAGUGUUGGCCUCAGAGAGGCAAGAGGGCCCAGUGCCUUGUCAGUUCACUCCACAACCUCUGCUAAAUCUGGCAGAUCCAAAUGUUGCUGUGGAGCAGCUUCAGCACUUGAAAAGGCAAAAAAAGAAAAGGAGGGGGAGGAUAAGGAGGUGGAGAAACAGGAAGAUAAUGAGGAGCUGAAAAGUGAGGAGGCUUCUGAGCGGGCUGCCAGCAUUCUGUCCUCCUCAACCAAAAGACAGAGGAGAGAAUCAGGAGGCACAGAGCAACCACCGAGUCGAAAUUCAUCAGGGUCAGUCUCUCUUGGGUUGCCAGAAGACCAAGAAACAGCUGACUCAGACAGUGGCAAUUCCAGUGUUUCUUUUCAGAUAAACAACGCUAUGAAAGAAGAUGUGGAGGGAACACGGUCCACCAUGUCUCAAAAGUCCAACUGUAAUAGCAGUAAAAGCACUUUGUCUCACAAUCCUCUAGCCAUUGAGAUCCCUACUAUUGAAACCACAAGAGGGAGUGAGGAUAAAAGUGAAGAAGGUGGAGAGCAAAAAACAGAAAGAGCAGCCAGUACAUUUUCAGCCAAAAGCAGCAGGUCUUCUUGUAACUGUAGUGUCAAAGCAGCAGCUCAAAUGCUUGACAAUAAGCAACAUACUAGUGCCAGCCCAACCAAAGCAGGAAAUGACCUUGAAACAAGCAGUGUGAAGUCUGCUUCAACUACAAAAGCUAGCAAUCUUGACGCCCCGGACAACAGAACCUCAUCUGCAAUGGCAUCAGCAAGUGCUAAAGUUCGGAGCAAAUCCCCUGCAAGUGCCAGCGCUAAAAAUGCCAAUGUAGCAAAAACAACUGCUGGAGAUUCAGCAAACAAUGACACUGUAAACCAGGCUGUCAGUAGACCAGCUAGUAAGGCCAAAGGGAAAGAAGAUAUGGCAGACAACAAGGUAGCCAGUGUCCUCUCCAAGAGUCCCUGUUGCCUCAAGCCUGAGUCGGCAGCUUCGGCUCACUCAGGCUCCAAAAUGAAAGCCUCAAAGGAGAAUAAAGGAGAGGAGGCCAAAUGUAAUGCAGGAAGUAACAGUGUCAAAACAUCCAGUUCUCAAAAGAAAGAAACACCUAUCGAAUCCUCAAGCCCCUGUCCCUUACACAGCUCCAGACCAUGCAGCAAAGCGGAGACAUGUAGUAAGAGCAAUCUGUUUCACUCCCUGUCCGCUGCUGACCUGCUGAAGGAAACCUUGGCUGUUGCACGUCCCCAUAGCCAACAGACGAAGGCCAGCAAAACUAGUGACAAGCCCAAGAGCGAGAAAAGUGGGAGGUGUCAGAGGAGCAGUAACCAGACUGAUCAGGAGGAGGAGCUGGAACUGACACCUGCCUGUCUGCCCACCGCUUCCCCCAAUGAGGUUGUCAGCGACUGGCUGCGGAGCAUUCCCACUAACGGCAGCAUGCUCGCACUUGGUGAUGAGCUGAAUGAGGAAGGGGGGGAGCAGGAGAAUGUGGUGGAUGAGAAACUUGGAGAAGAGGUAGCAAAGGAGGAGGAGACUCCUGAAGAUGAGAAAGUGGACAAGAAGGAGAAAGUUGAGGCUGAAGAGGAAGAAGAGAAAGAGGAGGAAGCUGUAUGUGACGCAGCAGAGGAGAAGAGUUCAGAUCCAGCUCCAGGUGAUGCAGUGGGGACUUCUUCUCACCCCAACACUCUGUUGUUGAGAGGUGAGUUUCUGCCUAGGAACUGGCAUUCUUCAGCUGCAGUGAUGAAAGUUCUUCUGAGCUCCUCUCUGGGUCGAUGUCAGAGCAUGCCUGAGGUCUCUCCAGUUUAUGGUCGUAGACUGAGCACAUCAGCCAGGGGGCUCUUGGACUGUUUGGCCCAGCUCCAGCUCAUUGACCCUGCAGUGAGCCCUUGCUGUGAACAACAGAAGGACCGCAACCAGCAGUAUGAGGACAUUAUGACCAUCCUUCAAUCCCUCUGGCUCACUGAACCCAGGAACAUUGAGGCCAAGGAGGCCAAAGACAUUGGUACAGAGCAGGUGACUCCACCGAGGUCCUCAUCUGGGGUGGAUAUGAGCACUGGCUCUGGAGGAUCAGGGAAGGAGAAUGGAAAUAAAGGUGGAGAUGAAACGAAGCAAAACAAAACAAAAGAGACAGAAUCUUUACAUGAGGAUGAGGGAGCGAAGAAUGUUGAAGAAGAAGAAGAGGAAGGAAAUGCAGAGGCACGACACAAGGAAAUUGAGUCAGAACCAGAGGAGAUAUCUACAGAGCAUGCACAGACAGACAUAGCAGAGGAAUCGGUACAGAGUGAAGAACAGAGUACAGUCCCUCCAUGUCUAGACAGCCCAAAAGCCUCUGAGAAUCCCUCAUCGUCAGACAAGAGCUCUGCUAAUGACAGCUCUAAAUCCCCCACCGAAAACGAACGAGAGACGCUGGAGGACUCCAGCUCAGGCACGCCCCCAGCUGUCCUGCGAGCACCCUUGUCAAAAAGGCUAUCCCAAGACCCUGAUCCGGUCUGGGUCCUGCACCUUCUGAAGAAGCUGGAGAAACAGUUCAUGAACCACUACAUUAACGCCAUGGCGGAGUUCAAAGUUCGUUGGGACCUGGACGACAGCCUCAUCCUGGACACCAUGAUAUCUGAGCUAAGGGAAGAGGUGAGCCGACGCAUCCAGAGCAGCAUCGGACGUGAGAUGAGGAAGAUUCAGAGUCGUGCCGGCAGAGCUGGGAGGUCGCCCCGGCCGCCACAAGGAGGGAACCUCUCCAGGGAGUCAACAAUGACAGAGAAGAGGCGUCGAAUAUUAAAGGUCAUGAAGAACCAGUCCGUGAAAACUGCUGACUCCCUCAGCGAUGGAGAGAUGACAGGUGAGUUCAGCGACCAGCGAAGCGAUGACGACUACUGCCCCUGUGAUGCUUGUGUCCGCAAGAAAAUGGCUGCCCGGCCUCUUAAAACAAACCCGAUGGCGGCCGAGGCACCAGUGAUGAUGGAGUUUGACCUCCUUAAGAUACUGCAGCUGAAGAAAAGCCCAUCGCCUGCAGCCGUGCCACAACCUGCGGAGGAGGAAGGUGACAGUGUGGUCGUAGACGAGGAGGGCAGGAAUUUAGAGGUUUUGCAGGAGGAAGAGGAGGAGGAUGAAACUAAAGAGGAUAUCAAAGCUGAUGUUGUUUUAGAGGAGACGAUCCCAGAAGAAGAUGAGGAAAUAGGAGAAGAAGAAGAUGGGGGAGAGGCAGGAGAAGAGGAGGAGGUAGGAGCAAAAGAGGAAAAUAGUAUGGGUGAUGAGGAGCAGGAAGAGGGAGAAAGAGGUGGUGAGGAAGCUGGGGAAGAGGAGACAUCAGAAAAUGGAGAGGAGGAGGAGGCGGCAGAAUGUCAAUGCCAGUCUGCCAGAAAUGAGGAGGAGAGCGACAAAGCAGAGGAGGGAGAGGGGGAAACAGCAGAAGCAGAGGAUGCUGAAGAAACUAGCGAGAACACAGGUGACGAUGAGACAGCAGAUGAUGAAGAGAGAGCAGGGGAGGAAGAGGGGGAGAAUGCAGAGGAUGAAGGGGAGCCAGGGGAUGAGAAAGAGACAGGAACUGAGGAAGAAGAGGAGGAGAGUGACAAGGAGACAGUAAAAGAGGCAACAGCAGGUGAAGGAGAGACCACUGAAAAUGGUAAGGGUGAGGAGGAGGAGGAGGAAGAGGCAGAGGUGGAAGAGUGUGAGGAAGAAAAUGAAACGACAGGCAGGGAAAGUGGAGAAGAAGAGGCAUCUGGGGAAACGGAGGACGACAGUGCUACAAAAAAUGAGGCAAAUGAAGAAUCCACGGUGGCGGAGGAGUUUGUGGAGGGAAAUGUCAGCGCUUCAGCAGAGGCAGAAGAUGAAGACGACGAGGACGAUGGCACUGGGGAGGGGGAGUCACAUGACAACGAAAAGGGAGGAGAGAGUGAAGAAAAGGAAGGGGAGGCAUCAGAGGAAGAAAGAGCCUCACUACAGGGCCACGGGGUGACUGAGGGAGAAGAGGCUGACGCCGAAGACUCAGACACUGACAAACGUCCAAGUGACACCAGUGCAGAUGAAUCAGGACGUGAGGGGCCUGGAGCCACAGGAGACGAGGAGGAGAAAGAGGGCGGAGAUGGAGAUGAGGUUGUGGAAGAUGCUGUUGAAGAGUUCAAGCCUGAGGAGGAGGAGGAGGAGGUGGAGGAUGAGGUGGUGGUGGUGAGCAGAAACAAAAGAGAGGAUGGUGCUCUCCUCCAUCAGUUAACAAGGACCUCUGUGGAGUCCCAGCCCGGCUCCUUGGAGGACAUAAACACAGAUUCACCCCAAAAUCCUGUAAACUCCAUUGAAGUGCCCAAAAUGGCUGCAGGUGUAUCCACUGGUGGUGGUAUGGGCCAGAGGAGGAGCCGGUCACCGGCAAGGGUCAAACGCCGCAAAGCCAAAGAGAGUGACGUCGAACUGGAUAACUUUUAACUCACACAGAAAACAAACUUAUGGUGCGAGUUCACAGACUUCAGAAGGUUCAAGACUCCCAUAAACCCUUGCUCUGUCAGUGACUACUCGGGUAGAAUUAUGUAGGUUAAAAAACUAUUACCAAAAACAAAGACUUAAACACUUGAAGCACUUUAUCACUCCAGAUCUGGUGUAGGAGGAGUCACAGUGAUUUACAUGUAGAAUCUUGAAACUUGAAAUCACCACCUUAUCCUAUUUAAUUAUAUGAAUUAUAUUUGUAAUGGUUAUUUGUAUAUUUUUUAAGUUAAUUGUAUGUAUGAAGGAAUAUAUCCAUUUCUGUACUCUAUGUGUACGAAUAAGAUAUAUUUUUGAAACAAAACAAAAAAAUUACACCUAUGAGUAUAUUAUGUAAACUCAGUUUUGUGUUCAUUGGGCCACAGGUUUAAUGACUUAUUGAAUCAUAUAGCCAUUAAGAUACCAAGUACCUCGGAGAUAUGUUAGAUGUUAAUUGACUGUUUCAGUAGUGUUUGACAGAACCAGUGUAUUGAUACUGUUUUUUGGACUUGUUGUAUUCUCAGGGGUUUGGACAGUUUGCUCUUGAAAGGUCAUCGCCUAGCUAUUACUUAACUACCUUAAAACUACUUAAAUCUGUAGUCUGUAAAAAAGACCACUCUUUAAAUCUACUCAAGCUCUGUGAUGUAACCUGAUUACCUUAAAGCAAUAGUUUGACAUUUUCAGUUUCUUGCCAAGAGUUAGAUGAAAAGAUUGAAGCUAAAGCUAAAGAUGGUUAGCUUAGCUUAGCACAGAGAUUGGAAGCAGGUGGAAACCGCUUGCCUGGCUCUGUCCAAAAGGUCCAAAGGUAAUGAAAUCUCUACCAACACCUUUAAAAGCUCACUAAUUAACACAUUGUAUCUGGUUUGUUUAAUUCGUACAAAAACCAAAAUGCAAAAAUAACAAGUUGUGGUGUAUGGAGGAGUAAUGUGAUGGGCUAUAUCUUAGCCAGGUGCAGGGACUUCCUUGAGUCUUGUCAUUUUCGUGAGGUUGCCAGGCCAGAUAUAAUGUCUUAAUUAGAGACCUUUUGUUUGCACAAUUUUCUAACCUCUGGACAGAGCCAAGCUAGCAGUUUCCGCCUGUUUCCAUUCUUGCCUGUUUCCAUGCCAGCUGAGCUAAGCUAAUCAACUCCUGGCUGUAGCUUCAUAUUUAGCAUAGAGCAUAUUUAGCAUGAGAGUGGUAUUGAUCUUCUUAUCUAACUCCAUGCGCCAUUUAGGUUACUUUUGGAUUACUUUCUACUCCAAAAUUGAGAGAAAAAAAGGAAUUUAUUCCAAAUCAAAAACUGUAUUUUAGUAGCUUUAUUGUAUUAUGUUUUAAUUUUUGCGAAUUUGAAUAGGUUUUCCCCUUACACAUGCUGAUGCGUAAACUAUUUUCAGUAACUGUACCUCAUUAAUAUAUAUAUAUAUAUAUAUAUAUAUAUAUAUAUAUAUAUAUAUAUAUAUCCAUUUACUGUACAUGCUUUCCCAGGAAUCCAGUUAAAAACUUGCACACCAUAUCACAAUGUGACACUGAGCAUAUCUGUGUGUUUCUGACAAUAUCUACAGUAAAAGCCAGGAGGAAAACAUUUGAAUUUCAGGAUGAUAUAAACCUUUCUCUGCAGCUUUUCUUAGGUGUGUAUUAUAUGCUGUAGAUUCAGGUGCGGUUUGCAUAACGGGCCAUGUGGAACAACAGCGUGAAGCGUGUUACUGAUGCCUUACUGUAUCCAUGGUUAUAGGAAGGUAGAUCGACAGAAACAGAGGGAGAGAUCACGGUUAAGUGGCUGUCUUUUGUUUCCUGACAUCUCUCUCUUUAAGUGGCUCUCCAGCAGAGCCAAAGAGCCUGUUAAAGAGGCUGGAAUGGAUCAAAGCUGCUCUUUAAAAUGCUGGAAAAUAUACUUUUUAAGACCCAUUAGGAGUAUUUUAUCUCAUCAGCCCAAACGAAGCUGAGUGAGCUGGGCUCCAGGCUUACUCCUUAACAGUACUUUUAGAGCAGAGAUAUUCUGCAAAUGGUCAGUUUGUGCUCAGGACAGUGUGAACGAGGCAAAAUGUGUAUCUCUUGUUGCUUAGUUUGACAAACACCUCCUGUUUGUGGGAUCAAGAGGGUGUGUGUGUGUGUGUGGGUGUGUGGGGGUGUGUGUGUGUGUGUGUGUGUGUGUGUGUGUGUGUGUGUGCGCGCGCCUGCCUAUGCUGCUAUUGGUCUGUUUGGCUGUCCAUCAGUCUGUGACAUCACCAAGUGAACAUCAUGUACCUAGAGCAAAUGAAUACAUGAAUGUAAUAAUGUUGAUAUAAAUAAAAUAAAUGCACAGGA